Molecule: messenger RNA, 1373 nt
Organism: Medioppia subpectinata
Lineage: Eukaryota; Metazoa; Arthropoda; Arachnida; Sarcoptiformes; Oppiidae
Source: the annotation of a GenBank genome assembly
GUUAAAUUUAUAUCAAUUCUAUUUAAUUAUAAAAAUUGUAGACAAAACUAAUACUUUGUAUUGUUUUUUUUACAGAAACUCAUGUGUAAAAUUGAAAAUCAAAGUAUUCGUGUUAAUCAUAUUAUAUCUGUUUGUCGUCAUAUAUCACUGUCGUCUCAUUGAGAGGACAUCAAGACUUGACUUUCUGUGGAAACUUCAGGCGCAGAAAGAAUUGCAAGAUAUGAGAGAAUUACGACAUUAUAACACACAACUACUCAAGAAUAUUCUUCCCGAUCACGUGGCCUCAUAUUUCCUCACUCACGACCGCAACUCCGAGGAACUGUAUGCCCAGUCCUAUGCAAAUUGUGUGGUACUUUUCGCCUCAAUACCAAACUUUGCAAACUUCUACUCCGAAGACGUCAAUAAUGGUGUGGAAUGUAUUCGACUUCUCAAUGAAAUUAUCUUUGAUUUCGAUCAGCUCAUGGAUGACGACCGGUUCCGUUGCAUCGAAAAAAUCAAGACAAUUAGCAGUACAUAUAUGGCCGCCUCUGGACUUAAUCCUAGAGAUCAGGGCAAAACAGUUGGGUAUUUAUUGGGAUCGGUGGCAGACCUGGCAUUGUCUAUGAAAGAGGCCUUAGAAGAUGUCAAUAAACAUUCAUUCAAUAAUUUUAAGCUAAGAAUUGGUAUAACACACGGACCAGUCGUUGGUGGUGUUAUCGGUGCCAAAAAGCCAGUCUAUGAUAUUUGGGGAAAUACUGUAAAUGAAGCGUCGCGUAUGGACUCUACCGGAACCUUAGAUCACAUUCAAGUGCCAAAAGCAUCCGCACAAGUGCUGGAAACUGAAGGAUUUCGUGUGCAAUACAGAGGUGUAGUGGCGGUGAAAGGGAAGGGAGAAAUGGAGACCUAUUACUUGACGGGCCGUAAGAUUGAAAGGAGUAAAUCAUUUGGUCGCUCGCAAUACGCGCACAAACACUCAAUGACUGCAGUCCUGUCGGCAAUGGUUCACAACCGGAAGAAGCAAACACUUGGCUCUAGUCUAUCGGUUCCGAGCGCUAAAUUACAGCUCCGGCCGCGUAUAGCGACGGGCGGUCUCUCAUCGCUUAGUUUUAAUUUCCGAAAGACUAGUCGUAGUCCUCAUCGCCUGAAUCGGAUGCAGUCCGAGAUGUCGAGCACCGGUCGCCCCAAACGCGGCGGAAGUACUGUUGAGCGCAGAAUACCCGGAGAGUCGGCCAGCGGUCACUCAUUUUCAGAUAUUAUAAGCACUGGUUCUCUAAAAGAGAGGUCAAGGGAUAGAACUAAUGAAACUGUUAUUAAUAUCUAAUUAAUUACUCAAAUGAGAUCUUAAAUAUCCAAUCACUUAAAAGCGCAGACCUCGUCGUUUAAUCUGUACAAUC